Molecule: messenger RNA, 2049 nt
Organism: Saimiri boliviensis boliviensis (Bolivian squirrel monkey)
Lineage: Eukaryota; Metazoa; Chordata; Mammalia; Primates; Cebidae
Gene: CHRNA7
Product: cholinergic receptor nicotinic alpha 7 subunit
Biological process (GO): monoatomic ion transmembrane transport
Cellular component (GO): postsynaptic membrane
Molecular function (GO): transmembrane signaling receptor activity; acetylcholine-gated monoatomic cation-selective channel activity
Source: RefSeq, a predicted model, not a curated record
GCGCGCGAGCGGGGCGGAGAGGCGGCUCCGUGGCCGCAGGCGCAGGCCCGGGCGGCAGCCGAGGCGUGGGGCGCGCCGGCUCCGGGACUCAACAUGCGCUGCUCGCCGGGAGGCGUCUGGCUGGCGCUGGCCGCGUCGCUCCUGCACGUGUCCCUGCAAGGCGAGUUCCAGAGGAAGCUCUACAAGGAGCUGGUGAAGAACUACAACCCCUUGGAGAGGCCGGUGGCCAAUGACUCGCAGCCGCUCACCGUCUACUUCUCCCUGAGCCUCCUGCAGAUCAUGGACGUGGAUGAGAAGAACCAAGUUUUAACCACCAACAUUUGGCUGCAAAUGUCUUGGACAGAUCACUAUCUACAGUGGAAUGUGUCAGAAUACCCAGGAGUGAAGACUGUGCGUUUCCCAGAUGGCCAGAUUUGGAAGCCAGACAUUCUGCUCUAUAACAGUGCCGAUGAGCGCUUUGACGCCACAUUCCACACCAACGUCUUGGUGAAUUCUUCCGGGCACUGCCAGUACCUGCCUCCAGGCAUAUUCAAGAGUUCCUGCUACAUCGAUGUACGCUGGUUUCCCUUUGAUGUGCAGCAUUGCAAACUGAAGUUCGGGUCCUGGUCUUACGGAGGCUGGUCCUUGGAUCUGCAGAUGCAGGAGGCAGAUAUCAGUGGCUAUAUCCCCAAUGGAGAAUGGGACCUCGUGGGAAUCCCUGGCAAGAGGAGUGAAAAGUUCUAUGAGUGCUGCAAAGAGCCCUACCCCGACGUCACCUUCACGGUGACCAUGCGCCGCAGGACCCUCUACUAUGGCCUCAACCUGCUCAUCCCCUGCGUACUCAUCUCCGCCCUCGCCCUGCUGGUGUUUCUGCUUCCUGCAGAUUCUGGGGAGAAGAUUUCCCUGGGGAUAACAGUCUUGCUCUCUCUUACUGUCUUCAUGCUGCUUGUGGCUGAGAUCAUGCCCGCAACAUCCGAUUCAGUGCCAUUGAUAGCACAGUACUUCGCCAGCACCAUGAUCAUCGUGGGCCUCUCGGUGGUGGUGACGGUGAUAGUGCUGCAGUACCACCACCACGACCCCGAUGGGGGCAAGAUGCCCAAGUGGACCAGAGUCGUCCUCCUGAACUGGUGCGCGUGGUUCCUGCGCAUGAAGAGGCCGGGGGAGGACAAGGUGCGCCCGGCGUGCCAGCACGUGCGGCGGCGCUGCAGCCUGGCCAGCGUGGAGAUGAGCGCGGUGGCGCCGCCGCCCGCCAGCAACGGGAACCUGCUGUACAUCGGCUUCCGCGGUCUGGACGGCGUGCACUGCGCCCCGACCCCCGACUCGGGGGUGGUGUGCGGCCGCAUGGCCUGCUCCCCCACGCACGACGAGCACCUCCUGCACGGCGGGCAGCCCCCCGAGGGGGACCCGGACCUGGCCAAGAUCCUGGAGGAGGUCCGCUACAUCGCCAACCGCUUCCGCUGCCAGGACGAGAGCGAGGCGGUCUGCAGCGAGUGGAAGUUCGCGGCCUGCGUGGUGGACCGCCUGUGCCUCAUGGCCUUCUCGGUCUUCACCAUCAUCUGCACCAUCGGCAUCCUCAUGUCGGCUCCCAACUUCGUGGAGGCCGUGUCCAAAGACUUCGCGUAGCCACGCCUCGUUCUGUACAUGUGGGAAACGCACAGAUGGGCAAGGCCUUUGGCUUGGGGAGAUUUGGGGGUGCUAAUCCAGGACAGCGUUAAACGUGGCAACUCCGGUGUUCCCGUAGGGCUGUCAGUCGCGUUGCUUAUGGUUUCCUUGUUAGGUGAUAGGCUCUCAGCCCUCGGUUCAAUACUCUCAGAUGGGCUGACCCCUACCCUUUGCCUGUCCGGGCUGUCGGUCAGCAGGGCCUCUGAGAGGUCAGUCUGCCCGUGAGCCCGCUGCCUGGAAAGCCCUUCAGAGAGCUCCCAGUGGCUUCUCACCGCCGGGACAGCUGGUUCUGCAUGUCUGCAUGCCACUUGCCAUGAAGGUCUACCUGAAAAUUCAACAUUUGCUUUUUGCCUGUGUACAAACCUAGAUUGAAGCUAAAAUAAACCGGACUCACUAAAUCCAUUCCAA